Molecule: messenger RNA, 2573 nt
Organism: Osmerus eperlanus (European smelt)
Lineage: Eukaryota; Metazoa; Chordata; Actinopteri; Osmeriformes; Osmeridae
Gene: slc16a1a
Product: solute carrier family 16 member 1a
Exons: 4
Coding region: 789-1913 (374 amino acids)
Biological process (GO): transmembrane transport; monocarboxylic acid transport
Cellular component (GO): plasma membrane
Molecular function (GO): monocarboxylic acid transmembrane transporter activity
Source: RefSeq, a predicted model, not a curated record
AAAUAUGUAUGUAUGUUACCCUCAUUGACAACUGCAUACAUCCCCAGUUCCACCCGUCCUUAGCUUGAGACCACAAAGGAUCACCACACUGAAGAGAGUCCGUUCUCAUUCUCAGCACUCGAGUCAGUCGCAGCAUUGCCUGUCAACUUGCAAUCCAUCAAUUCACCAUGAGUGUCUUGUUUUGUGUGAGAUUGUAUUGUGAAUGGUGUUGAUGGCAGAAAUAUUACUGCAGUGCAGCAGUGAGAGAAAUUAUUGCAGAAGUUGUGUGAUUUCAGUGACAGGCCAGAGGUGUGCAUCUGAGGCCCUCUGGUGGCCAAACAUAUUUUUGUUCUCUGAAAUGUUCGCAGUAAAAAGACUGGUUUGAACUUGUAUUGACAAAAGGCAUUGUCUGUAGGUGGCACUGUUAGCAAAUGAACGUAAAGGAAUUAAAAACCUAUUUUGCAGCCCCAUGCAGCAUGUAAAUCCACAAUGCAAUGUUGACAUUUAUAGUCAAACAUAACUACAUACUCAUAACUUGCAGAUAAUCAGCUUGGCUGUGUAUUGUCGUGAUUUCAUCCUCUCUACUUCUCCUCUUCUCUCCCUCUCCUCUCCCCCUCUUUCCUCCUCAUCUCUCCCUCUCCUCCUCCACCCUCCUCCUUCUCUCUUCUCUCCUCUGUACCUCUGCUGGUCUCUCCUCCUCUCCCUCUCUUCCUCUUGUCUUCCUCCCCCUCCCUACCUUUCUCCAUCUCCUCUCCCUCCCAGGGCCCAUCAGCAGUAUCCUGGUGAACAAGUAUGGUAGCCGACCCAUCAUGAUGCUGGGAGGCUGUUUGGCAGGCAGCGGCCUGAUCGCCGCCUCUUUCUGCAACUCUGUCGAAGGCCUCUACUUCUGUGUGGGAGUGGUGGGAGGUCUGGGUCUGGCAUUCAAUCUCAAUCCGGCCCUCACUAUGAUUGGCAAGUACUUCUACAAGAAGAGACCCAUAGCCAAUGGGAUCGCCAUGGCUGGGAGCCCGGUCUUCCUGUCCACGCUGGCCCCGCUGAACAGCUGGUUCUUCGAUCACUUCGGCUGGAGAGGCAGCUUCCUCAUCCUGGGAGGGCUGCUCCUCAACUGCUGCGUGGCCGGUUCUCUCAUGAGACCCAUCGGGCCCAAGCCCCAGCCGGCUGUCAUCGACCCGGACGGCCCGAAGAAGACGUGCAUGGAGAAGGUGAACAGCGUCAUCGACCUGUCGCUCUUCAAGCACCGAGGUUUCCUCCUCUACCUCCUGGGCAACGUCAUCAUGUUCUUCGGACUCUUCACCCCGCUGGUGUUCCUCAGCAACUUCGCUAAGAGCAAGGAUAUCCCCAAGGAGAAGGCAGCCUUCCUGCUCUCCGUCCUGGCCUUCGUGGACAUGGUCGCCCGGCCCUCCAUGGGGCUCCUGGCCAACACCAAGUGGGUCCGGCCCAGGAUCCAGUACUUCUUCGCGGCCUCUGUGCUGUACAACGGCGUGUGUCAUCUGCUGGCCCCCAUCUCUGUUGACUACACCGGCUUCGUCAUCUACUCCCUGUUCUUUGGUUUUGCCUUCGGCUGGCUGAGCUCGGUGUUGUUCGAGACACUUAUGGACCUGGUGGGAACCCAGCGCUUCUCCAGCGCGGUUGGCCUGGUCACCAUCGUGGAGUGCGGGCCUGUGUUGCUAGGGCCGCCUCUGCUGGGACGAUUCAAAGACAUCUACCAUGACUACAAGUACACAUACUGGAUCUGUGGGGUGAUUCUGGUCGUGGCCAGUGUCUUCCUGUUCGUGGGAAUGGGCAUCAACUACCGGCUGCUGGACAAGGAGAAGAAAGAGGAGGAGAGGAGAGUCAAGAGGGAGGACAGAGAAGACUUGUCUAACAAGAACAACACCGCCAAGGAGUUGGAAGCCUUUAUCGACGAGCCGGGAGCUUCUGAAGAAGCUGUCUAACGGUCAAUCUGACGGCUUUCUUAAUGUGUAAAGAUGUGAACGUGUUAAUGUAUAUGUCAAAGCACUGCUGUGGUGCUAGUCUAUAUGGACAGACUUCAGGAAGAAAAAAAGAUUGUGAUCGACUGCAUUUCUAGUUACCUCUCUUCAUGACUGUAUUAUUAACACUGAUGACAGAAGCAGAACUAACUGAGGCUUCGUUGUAGUUAGUGUGUGAGGAAAGACAGGGAAUUCAUGAAUCAGUUGCAAUGUCAACAAUGUACUUCAAGCAUUAGCAAUAUAUGUGUGUCCAAAUUAUAACUGCUAAUGUUUUCUAUGAAAACAUUUUUAAAGGCUGUAGAAUUCACCUAUCCUUUGCAAUAUUGUUGAGAACAGACAUGUAUCUGCAUUGCAAGUUGAUUUAUUUACUCCUGGAAGCCUCAUGAAAUAUUUGCAAUAUGACACAGUGACACAUUAAUAAGGAUUUUGUGUAGUAUUACUUUGACUGAAUAUAUAUUCUACUCCAUUAUAAACAUUUAAAUGUGAUGUGUCACUAAGACCUCUGUCAGAUAACGUUUGGGUUAGAACAAUUUUUCUUAUUCAUUCCUGUCAUCAUUGAAGGUGUGCAUAUGCCGUGCUACGAGAAUAAAAUACUCACGAGACGGGUGGGAUUUGACAAACCGA